Oryzias latipes (Japanese medaka) is the source of this 1150-nucleotide messenger RNA. It is a transcript of the gene caly, whose product is annotated as calcyon neuron-specific vesicular protein. NCBI's taxonomy places the organism in Eukaryota, Metazoa, Chordata, Actinopteri, Beloniformes, Adrianichthyidae. Gene Ontology annotation, cellular component: membrane; endosome. Gene Ontology annotation, molecular function: clathrin light chain binding. Gene Ontology annotation, biological process: clathrin coat assembly; endosomal transport. The record is from RefSeq and is a predicted model, not a curated record.
GAUCUGCUGACGGUUCCCGCGCAGAGCGGAGCAGCUCCGAACUGCAGUGCGCUGCGCGCGCAGUCCUGCGCUGACUCACGCGUCACCACGGCAACCGGCGCGAGGAACUGAGUCCCGUCAGCAUCCGUGAGACCCGAUUCCGUCCGCAGACAGCCGGAGACCCCGCAGGACCACGAUAUCAUCAAACUCAGUUUCAGCCCCCCCCCCAGGCCUUUCCAGACAUUCAGCGAUGGUGAAGCUGGGCUCCAAUCUGUCUGAUAAACUGGAGAAGCAACAAUCAGCAGAGGACGGCUUUGAUAACGUUCCCCUGAUCACCCCGCUGGAGGUCAGCCAGCUACAGCAGAAGUUUGCAGAAAAGGUCAUGGUCAGAACCUCAGCCCAGUUUCAGCUGCAACAGAAGAGAAAGACCAGGCGGAAGAAGCUGAACAUCAAUUUCUACCGCAGUGUCUCGGAUAAAGCCAAGAUCACAGGUCUGAUCCUCAUCUCUUUGGCCUUCAUGACCGGCCUCCUUCUUCUGCUAAUGUACAAAGCCAUGUGGUACGAUCAGCUGACCUGCCCAGAGGGUUUUGUCCUGAAGAACCACUGCAGCCCAAAAGUCCUGGAGAUGUUCUACACAGAGCAGCAGGAGCCCAGCACCCCCAGCAGGACCAGCGCCGGGCUGAUCGCCGCUCUCAGCCACAUCGACCAGCUGAAGAGGACCGGCCCGGAGCCGCCGGCCUACGGCGUGCUGAAGGAGUCCAGCAGCGAGCCCCCACAGAGGGUCCUGAGGGGGGAGGCCUGAGGGGGCCGGUUCUAUUCCCUAAGUCCAUCCAUCCAGUGUUUUCAUCUCAUGUCUGGACUGCGAUCCACCAAUCACCUUCAAGUGUGAACGUGAGCGCCGUCCCUGCUGUCUGCAGUGGGCAGACAGGUCAAAGGUCACGGUUUCUGUUUUAGCACAGAAUGUGUGAAAUGCUUAAUGCAUCAAACUUAUUUUCAUUUCUCUGCAGUGAACAGAGUUUGUGUUUAAAAAAAGCUUAAACUGUUGAUCUUUAAAAAUGUCCAUUUUUUUCUUAAUUCUGCUGCAUUUAUCUUCAUGAUGAUGAUGAUGAUGAUUUAGAAACAUCUGUGUGAGAAUAAUAAAAUAAUCAGCCACAGAGCAUUUUUAACGGUC